UCUCACCGUUCCCUAAAAGAAGUUUAAAAAUCAGCCAAAACACCUGUAAUAUCGCACACAAAAUUAAUCAAGAGUCACCGCUAUUUGUUACUUGCACGCUGUUGUCAACGUCAUUGCUCUCUCGCUCGCCCUCUAUUUCUCUCUCUCGCUCUUUGUUUCUCUCUCUCCUUCGACAUUUGCAUACCACACGUUUUCACUCUGCUCUCGAUGGCUGGAAUCGCGCCCGCGUCUAUGUGUGUGCAGCGUGUAUGUGUGUGUGUGUGUGAGUGACAGAAGCAUAACUAGGCGAAGCGGAGAGACUGAAAAAAAAAAGUAAAUUACUGCAAAUCCGCGAAUAACAGUUAAAUAUUAUAUUUGGUUUAUUGCACUACGGCGAAAAGCAUAGCCAAAAACCGUUGGUUUCGUCUUUUCGUUUCAAGUUUCACCUUCACCACCUACUUUUCCUACUCUCCAAGUCGACUUUUCAGUUAUCCCCGUGCCGCAUUUAGCCCGAAACUCUUUGUUCAGUUGAACCUCAAGUCAGUCGCCAGUUUGUUUCGGAGCUCCCGGAGUCAAAGUGAAAAUUCUUUAAUUCAAUAAAACCUCAAUUCCUCCGAUUCUUUCAACAGGCAAUCUGUGUUUUUAUGUCAAAUAAGUGCGCGUGUGUGUGAGUGCUGUAAUUUCUAGACCCCACCCCUCGCCUUGCCCCAGUAAACAGCACUUUCAUAUCGUAUAGCCGAGAGUUGGAGCUGCUACAGGCAAAAAAAAAGCUUAGUUCGGAAACAGUUAGGAGGAGUCUCCACGGGAUCCAAAGUGAAACUGCCACAAGAAAAAAAAAUUAAAAAAAAUAUAAAAAACGACAGCUCCGCCCACUCACCCUUUCUCACACUGAAAAUCACUCGCAACAACACGUUUAACGAGUUUGUAUUAUUUUGUAUAAUUUUUUUUUGUUUUCGCUAAAAUAAUACAUUAAAGUGAAAAUCCAAUCCGUAAAGCGAGAGACUGCAGUCAGAUAUCAAGAAAUAAUUCCACCCGGCCGUCACGUCACAUACACACUCGCAGAAAUCUGAAAAAAAGCUUCGCUCGCACAAACACACACACACAACCUUACACCGAGCAAAAACACUAGCGCCAAGUGAAUCACAGCGAUCUCCCUCCGGGCCGGAACAGAGCAACCAACCCCAACCACAGUACAGAUCAGCCAUCAAUCGCAUCCAAAAACACGCACGCACGGCCGCCAACAUGCAGAGCGACUUUCACAGAAUGAAGAACUUUGCCAAUCCCAAGUCCAUGUUCAAAACCAGUGCACCCAGCAGCGAGCCGGCUGGAGGAAACACAGUGGCUCCUGGUCGUCCCGAACCGACUCCGGCUGCCCCAUCACCUGUUCCGUCUAAGGAGGAUACCCCACCGGUCGGAGAUGUCGUCAACGCUGACGCAACGAAAUCGGCCGGUGGCGAUGACGCCGUGCGCACCGAACACCUGUUCAAACACCCGCUACAGAACAAUUGGACCCUCUGGUACCUGGAGAACGAUCGCUCCAAGUCCUGGGAGGAUAUGCAGAACGAGAUUACCAGCUUCGAUACCGUCGAGGACUUCUGGAGCCUCUACAACCACAUUAAGCCUCCAUCGGAGAUCAAGGUUGGCAGCGACUACUCGCUCUUCAAGAAGGGUAUUCGGCCCAUGUGGGAGGAUGCUGCCAACAAGCAGGGCGGUCGCUGGGUGAUCACCCUCAACAAGAGCUCCAAGAGCGAUCUGGAUAACCUGUGGCUCGAUGUGCUGCUGUGCCUGAUUGGUGAGGCUUUCGAUCACUCGGACCAGAUUUGUGGAGCUGUUGUAAACAUUCGUGGCAAGAGCAACAAAAUCUCCAUCUGGACUGCCAAUGGAAACAACGAGGAGGCAGCCUUGGAGAUUGGCCACAAGCUGCGCGAUGCCUUGCGUCUGGGACGCCAGAACUCGCUCCAAUACCAACUGCACAAGGACACAAUGGUCAAGCAGGGAUCCAACGUUAAAUCGAUCUACACUUUGUAGGCUGGAGGGCCUGGCCCAUUCAACAAUUCACACAAAGCUUAGUUAGUUUGUGUUCCCUAUUUUUUAUUUAUGGUUAUCAUCAACAUCAGCGAUAGAUCGUAAAAAAUUGUGCUAUUUUGUCCAAGACCCCCCGCGUAACUACCGAAACCGAAAGAUGCCCUCUUUGUUAUCAGAAUUUUGCAAAGAAAACGAUCCGCUUUUUGUAGUCAUUUUCAAAAAUGGAUUAAACGAAAAAUAAAAAUAACAAAAAAAACUACACUAAAA
Molecule: messenger RNA, 2271 nt
Organism: Drosophila bipectinata
Lineage: Eukaryota; Metazoa; Arthropoda; Insecta; Diptera; Drosophilidae
Gene: eIF4E1
Product: eukaryotic translation initiation factor 4E1
Biological process (GO): translational initiation
Cellular component (GO): cytoplasm; eukaryotic translation initiation factor 4F complex
Molecular function (GO): translation initiation factor activity; RNA 7-methylguanosine cap binding
Source: RefSeq, a predicted model, not a curated record